UGUGUGGUGUAGUUGUGUUAUGUGUAUGUUAUUUACUUAUUUAGACAAAAUAUCAAACCGAUCAACCAUAGCAAAUUAAAAUUGAGGUUAAGUGAGUUUCAUUUGGGAUUUUAUUGGAAGUUAUGUUUACAGUUAUAAAUUGUAGCCACAAAAAUGCCGGCAUUAACUUUAAAGGAUCAAGAUAAAAUUGCUUGGGGAUGGGUUGAAGUAACAGACCCCAAAGAAAUAUCUCCAGAAAACAUUUUCUCUGCCUACAGACUAACAAAAAACUCUUGUAAGAACAAGACAUGCAAGAGGAAUUGCCGAGGAAAUCCUUUCUGUUUAUCAGGCUUGGGCGAAGCUCGUUUAGCAGAAAACCUCAACAGUUCUGCGGAAGACACAAACAACACGCUUCAAAGAAGGGCGGUCGGAAGUUUUGUUGGUUUAAAAAACCUAGGAGCAACAUGUUACGUUAAUAGCCUUCUUCAACUAUGGUUUCAUAACAAAGCCUUCAGAGAUGCAAUAUUUUUGUGGAACCCUCUGGAAGAUCCAGUUGAACGGAACAACCCAACAUUGUUAACGGACGAUGAGUUGUUCGUUCCGCAAACAGUGGUUGGUCAUUUGCAACAGUUGUUUGCUCUCAUGUACCAUAGCAAGUGUCGCUAUAUUGAUCCUUCACCUCUUGUCGAGUCGCUGAGGCUAGACACGUCAACACAACAAGAUGCUCAGGAGUUCUCCAAAUUGUUUAUAUCAUUGCUUGAAAAUGCCUUGAGACACCAGAGUUUGCCCAGUUUACAGAACCUUGUCAGUGAUAACUUUAGAGGAGAAUACUGCUAUGUAACAAGGUGCUGCAAGUGCUUGACAGAGUCAGUGAGCCCCUCCAUGUUUUACGAGCUAGACCUGAACGUGAAGGGUCACAACACGUUGGACGAGUGUUUAUCAGAGUUCCUGCAGCAGGAGAGACUUGAGGGAGCGGACUGCUACAGCUGCACGGUGUGUCAGACCAAGCAGGAGGCUGUGCGCUUCAUCAAGCUGCGGUCACUUCCACCCGUGUUGAACCUGCAACUGUUGCGGUUUGUGUAUGACAGAGAGAAGGGGCAAAAGAAGAAACUGAAAACUGUGAUCCAAUUUCCUGAAGUGUUGGAUAUGAAAGAAUUUUUUGAGACGGACAAAGAGUCUAUAGUUUACAACCUAAGCGCUGUGCUUAGCCACAAGGGGACUAGAGCAUCAUCUGGACAUUUUAUUGCCUACAUAAAGGACAGUGUAUCUGGAACUUGGAAUACGUUUAAUGACGAAUGUGUUGAAAAACUCGAAGGGAAGAAGCUGAAACUUGAUGAAGAAGAUCCAGAAAGCAAUAAGAAGGUGAAGCUUCCAAGGUUGCCCAAAGGGUUUCAAGGCUCCACAGAUGCCUACAUGUUGGUGUACACUGUGGAUCAACGCAAGUCUAACUUGACUGAAGUGCCACUGCCUGCCAGGCUGCAGAGCUAUGUUAACUCUAAGAAUAAAGAAUUUGAUGACUUCUGUGACGAAAUCGAAUCCAGCAAGCAACUAGGGAUGGUGAAGAAGGAGGAAUUGUUGGACAUGUACAGAUGUUUACCUGUAGACGGUGUGACUGACUUGGAGGAGAUUGAUGCGAUAUCCACCGAUUGGCUCAUGUCUUGGCUGGAAGGCGGCGAGGGGAACUCGCAUCAGAUAGACAACAUCAAACUGCUGUGUCCUCACCAAAAGCUAGAUCCUUGCGCCGUUACACAAGCCAAGUUCAUCUCAGCUCGAACGGCAGAGUUCCUGUAUGAUCAGUACAUCGGAGGCCCUCGUUUAAACAUGUCACAAUCGAUUUGUGAAGAAUGCGUCGUCAACUUCUGCACAGUUCUCAGGUUAAAGGCCAAAACUCUGGAUGAGAGUAAAGAGGUCACAAAUUUGUUGAAGAAGAGAAUGGGAGUGGACGAACCUGGGUUCUAUGUAAACAAGUACUGCAUAAAAACCUGGCGCACCAAAGUGCUCAAUAUGGUUGAAGUCAAACAAUCCUCUUCCAGCAAAAUGUCCAACAGAUUAUCUUCUCCGAACGGUGAAGCUUCAGAAGCCCAGACUGAGGAGAACUCUUCUUUACAGACCCAUCCAGAGAACAAAGUAUCCAAUGAAACGGAAGAAACAAAGAAGGAAAUUACCAACUGUGAAGGUAAAAAUUCAUCUCCAAAAAAAAUUCAUAGGAAAAAGAAUAUAAUCCGGAGUGCAAUGUUACGUAGACGAAAAACUGAUCAAAAUGUGACUGUGCCUUUAAGUGAAAUAAAAGAGUGUUUUGUUCUUUGUCAAAAGCUCCAUGUGAGGCUAAACCAAACGAACAAUUCACCUAAGACUUUUGAACAUAGCCUGCUCAGUCAGUGUAGACAAUUAGUAGUUAAACUUAGAAGAUUAGCCACACCACUCAAGAAUCCAAUCGGAGUUAAUUGUCGCAGAAGAGUUUCUAUUGAUAGGCACAAUAGAAGUACUCAAGUAGAUAGAAAAUGUAAUGUAGAGAAGAAAGAAACUUGUGAGGAAAAUACUCAGCCUGUUAAUAAUGAUAGAAAUUUUACAGUAAAAACUGAAGAUGAGGAAGGAAAUAAAACAGAGGACGAAUCAGACUCAAAUAUAGGAUUUAACGAAGCUAUCGUCUGCCCUCAUGGUAAUUUGUCCAUUGAAGAAACAGACAGAAGGCUAGUUCCUGUCCGUGUGUGGGAAAUCUUGCUACAGUAUUUUCCGUCAGCACCUGCCUUCCCCAGUGGGUCCCGGCCUUGCGACCUAUGUCAGCACUUGGCAUCCAGAGAUGAAGUUGUUAAACAACAAUACCAUGACACAGCUGUCAAUCAGAAGAAAACAUUGCUAGACUUGUUCCAGCUGAGAAAUAGGCCGGUGCUUGGCAAAACUGAAGAACCUGUCUAUGUGCUGUCAAAAGAACACUUUUACCAGCCAUGGUGUUCCUUCCUUAAGUGCAUGACCAGACAGGACGGCAGGACGCUAGUAGAGCCGCCAGUCACACUAAAGGUAGAUGCACUGUUAUGUGUCCAUGGUCUGUCACACUUUAGCCCAGGCUACGACGAGGACCAAGAGAAAUUGGUGUUUGUCACCAAGCAAGAGUGGGAUAUACUGACCGGACUGUACACUACAGACCACGUGGUCACCGUCAACGUCGACUACAGCACCAACCCAGAACUGUGUCAGGACUGUUUUGAAGCACGCCUCGAAAACGAGCACAAGGAGAAGUUGAACUAUGACAGAGCCAAGUUGAACAUUCGCCUGGUGCCCUCCACGACGAGUAUGGACGAUGAGAGUGUCAGGUCGUACGGGUCUGAAGGGUCAAACCACUCCGACGGGCCAAUAAAGAAAAAGCCAAGAGUUGAAGGAUCGACUUCCCCCAUUCCUCCAGAACUAAAGAAAGCUAUGAAGACCGCGAUGCCACCCGGAGACGUACGGAGGAGCUCUCGCAACCGCAAGAUACCGGGACAGAAGAAUGUUCAAUUCACGGUGUCGUCUUCGCUGACUCUGCGGGAGCUCAAACAGAAGAUCACCAGCCAGCUGGCUGUGGCGCCGUUUGACCAACAUCUUCGCACUUUGGAGGGAAAGGAGCUGAGUGGUGACUACAGCACCCUCUCUGACUUUGGCAUCUUACCCAACUCUACGCUACUGCUACAGAUUGACGAGCCCAAGGAGAGUUUCGACGACGUGAUGGAGGAGUGUAGCACACCGACUGAGCCUGAAGCGGGAUUUAAAGGGACUGGACUUCUGCAGGCGUAUUAGUUGAUCGUGCCUGUAACCUAGCUACAAAGUCUAGAAUGAUUGACUCCAAAUGCCUUACUUAGGUCAAAAUAUUGUUUGGUUACCUCCAAAUUACGAUAAAUUGUAAUAUAAUACUGCUAAUCUAAAUGACAUAGCAUUAAAAUUAAUGUACAGUGAGGCGUGUGAUGGAAGAUUCAUCAAAACCUUUGUAAAAGUCUGUGCAAAAAUAUAACAGUUGUGGAUUAAUAAAAAAUAAUGUUUUACAUAUACAUUACAGUAUUUGUUCAAAGGUGUUUUUCUUUGGAAGUUGAUAUGUUGGUCUUAAUUUUGUAGAUAUUGUUGAUUUUUCAUAAUUAAAAUAAUAUGAAAUAGUCGAUAGAAUUAUCUGUACAAAGUGGAAUAUAUUUUUCUAAAAUGUGUAUAGGUUAAGGGAACCAAUUAUUUGUACCUAUGCAAUUAGGCUAAGAUUCGUCUAUUUUGAACAAAAUGAGAACCAUUAUUAUAAAAGAUAUUUAAAACAUAU
Messenger RNA from Macrosteles quadrilineatus (aster leafhopper), 4252 nucleotides. Its product is annotated as ubiquitin carboxyl-terminal hydrolase 48-like. Lineage: Eukaryota; Metazoa; Arthropoda; Insecta; Hemiptera; Cicadellidae. The coding region runs from base 154 to 3750 and encodes 1198 amino acids. Gene Ontology annotation, biological process: protein deubiquitination. Gene Ontology annotation, cellular component: cytosol; nucleus. The transcript is spliced from 21 exons. Gene Ontology annotation, molecular function: cysteine-type endopeptidase activity; cysteine-type deubiquitinase activity; protein binding. The record is from RefSeq and is a predicted model, not a curated record.